UAGGGUUUUUUCUCACCUCAAAAUUUUCCCCAAUUCUUAACUUUCUCUCUCCUCAAAUUCUCUAUUUCUCUCUCUUCAAUCGACUUUCUCUCUCAUCGAUUUCGAAGCUUUUUGCAAUGGAAACUGAACGAGUUACCGAGUUUCCUAUGACUCAUCUUGAUCGUCGUCCCAGGAAGCGACCUCGUCUGGGAUGGGAUGUUGCUCCUCAAACUACCAAGGCUCCAAUAGGUAUAUUUUGUGGACAAGAGAUUGGGAAUGUUUCAAGCUUUGCACCGUCAGCUGCACUUUCGGAACAUUCUAGUCCCCUGUUUAGCAAGGGAGUGGCAAGAAAUGGUUCUCCCCCGUGGAGGGAAGAUGACAAAGAUGGACAUUACAUGUUUGAGCUUGGAGAUGAUUUAACUUCUCGCUAUAAGGUCCACAGCAAAAUGGGUGAAGGUACCUUUGGUAGGGUAUUGGAGUGCUGGGAUCGUGAGAGGAAAGAAAUGGUGGCAAUAAAGAUUGUACGUGGCAUUAAAAAGUACCGUGAGGCAGCAAUGAUUGAAAUUGAUGUUUUGCAACAGCUUGGUAAACAUGAUAAAGGAGGCAAUCGUUGUGUGCAAUUACGGAACUGGUUUGACUAUCGUAACCAUAUCUGUAUUGUCUUUGAGAAGCUUGGACCAAGCUUAUACGAUUUCCUUCGCAAAAACAAUUACCGCACCUUUCCCAUUGAUCAUGUCCGUGAGAUUGGAAGACAACUGUUGGAGUGUGUAGCAUUUAUGCAUGACCUUCAUCUUAUACACACUGAUUUGAAGCCUGAGAAUGUGCUAUUAGUCUCACCAGACUAUGUUAAGGUCCCUGAUUACAAGGGUUCUUCUCGAUCACCCAAGGAUAGCUCAUAUUACAAGAGAGUGCCCAAGUCAAGUGCUAUAAAAGUCAUUGAUUUUGGAAGCACUACAUAUAAACGUGCAGAUCAGAAUUAUAUAGUGUCAACUCGACAUUAUAGGGCUCCUGAAGUUAUUCUUGGCCUUGGUUGGAGUUACCCAUGUGAUGUUUGGAGUGUCGGUUGUAUCCUUGUGGAACUCUGUUCUGGGGAAGCCUUGUUCCAGACACAUGAAAAUUUGGAACAUCUUGCAAUGAUGGAGAGGGUGCUCGGUCCAUUGCCACAGCAUAUGCUUAAGAGAUUAGAUCGGCAUGCUGAGAAGUAUGUUAGAAGAGGUAGAUUGGACUGGCCAGAAGGUGCAGCUUCUCGGGAGAGUGUUAGGGCAGUUUCAAAGCUUCUACGGCUCCAGAACCUUGUAAUGCAGCAUGUGGAUCAUUCUGGUGGUGAUUUCAUACACCUUCUACAAGGUCUGCUUAGAUACGAUCCGUUGGAGAGGCUCACAGCUCGUGAAGCUCUCCGACAUCCAUUCUUUUCUCGUGAUAAUCUCAGGCGGUGAAAUGUACAAAUCUGGGUGCCAUCUAGUUUAAAGAAGAGGGAACUUGUUAUCCGUCAAGAAAGUGGUGAAGAAGAUGUUUAUAAUUCUUGUGCCCAACUCUUAUAUUGUAAAAGUUGCCACAUGAUGGAUUACAAGUUCUGCUUGUGCUGGUCGAGUUUUGUAUUCUAACCUAUCCUUGAGGCACAUGUCUCAAAAGUGUAUAUAUACUUUUUUUGGUCACAGUGCUGUAAAGAGUAUUGUUGUAUUGAUUUUCUUUAUAUAACAACACUGGAGUUUGGUAUUUGAAAUAAAAAUUCCCUUAAUAUCUGCAUUUUG
Chenopodium quinoa (quinoa) is the source of this 1730-nucleotide messenger RNA. RefSeq names its product serine/threonine-protein kinase AFC2. Gene Ontology annotation, biological process: protein phosphorylation. Gene Ontology annotation, molecular function: protein kinase activity; ATP binding. The coding region runs from base 117 to 1415 and encodes 432 amino acids. The record is from RefSeq and is a predicted model, not a curated record. Lineage: Eukaryota; Viridiplantae; Streptophyta; Magnoliopsida; Caryophyllales; Amaranthaceae. Gene Ontology annotation, cellular component: nucleus. The transcript is spliced from 12 exons.